AAGUGCUUGCGGAUCGAGACGGCCUUCUUGAUCAGGAAGUACAGAUCCUCCGGAAUGUCGGGCUUCAGACCCACGGCUUUCAUGAUACGCAACACCUAAAAUACAAAAACAAAGCCCGAUUCACGUUUCAAUUCCACUGACGCACUGCUUGUCGCUCCCGUGCCACAUCCGGCGGCCGGUUGUCACUCGAAACUAACCUUGUUGCCAUUCACGAAGCGCACUUGGGCAACACCGUGGGAAUCUCGCAGGAUGAUGCCGAUCUGCGACGGAGUCAUGCCCUUUUUGCCGAGCUUUUUGAUCUGCUCCUUCACAUCAUCGGCGUUCAAUUUCAGCCACGACGGCACGGAACGACGGUACGGUAGAGCGGAUUUGGAAAUACCCUUUCCGGGAGCGUGCAUACGACCCAUUUUUCGAUAUUUUUAUUCGUGCCUUCGCACACCGCGUGUUAGUUCACCUAGAGUUUGUACGAGAAAAGAUGGAGGAAAACGUCAAACCUUGACAGCACGACACCGCUGCUCGUUGUCAUUGAUAGUUUGCAUUCUCACCAACAGGGAGCGCAACAAGCGUCCAAAAGGCCUUUGUAUCGAAAAGGCCAGCGAAAAGUUAUUAUUAUUUAUCCCAGUUAUCAUUUUUUUGCUUGCAAAAUGUUGCAAAAAAUUGAAUCAAUAAUUAUUCAAUUGAAAAUGCCUUAGAUUUUCAGUGUUUGUGAUGCUAUAAUUGAACAAUUAGUCAAAAGAUUUCCAUUCAUUUAAAUUCGUGUGCUCUAUGCCGUUAGAUCCACAAGGCAAACAGCAGUUUUCCGAUCGAGUAAUGAGUUUGAAUUUUCCACCGCACAACGCAUGCCCACGAAAUUAAUUGGGAAAAAUGAAAAAUAGCAAAACAACUCGCCAUUCACUCGUCGCCCUAGAUGCGUUGAAUAAUAAACAAGUUCAUUUGUAGAAGAGCUUAAAUUUGAUUAGAUUCGAUCGAGUUAAAAGCGAUGGAGCGCACGGUGAAGAUGUUGCCGGUGUGGAGGGCAAACCAGGGUCUAACCCUAGCACGUAGGCUGUAAAUUACCGAGCCACCACAAACGACUCGGGCGCGUUGCCGGAAGCAGCUCCAGGGAACAAACGUUCACACGUCUCCAAGCGGUAACUGCAGAAUAGAAUCCAACAAAAACCGCACUCCUUCGACGACGACACAAACCGAUUCCGAGAGUGAGGAAGAACUGCUGCAUCGCACAAUCACCGUCCGACGGUUAUCGGAACGCAAGCUUAACGGUGGAACCGUUGGUGCUGGCGGAGUGCGAGGCGUUGCGACGGCAAUCAUGAUGAAUGGGUUGAAAGGACGACCGGUAGCGGAGCUAAGGACGACGUCCGGGGCCGAAAAUGGGGGCGCUACACUGUACAACAGUGGUUAUCCACCGAGCCCGAGCGACGUUGAGGACGUAAGCGGAGUGUUUCACGCCGACAACGUGGCCAUCCUGCACGAGGCUGGUUCGAUUCCGGACCGGAAGAUGUCACUCCCGCGGAAGUGCUGCUUCGUGGCAUCGCUGGUCGUGUGUUUUCUGGCGUUGGUGGUGUUUCUCUGGAUUAUUCCCUGCUCGGAUGAGCUGUCCUGUCCCGCCAGGGCGGAACGCGUAAAGACGCAGAACUGGAUACGCAACUACGAGAAAAUCGAGCUGAAAGGCGUGAUAAAUGUGGUCGAGGGUGUGCACGGCAAGAGCAAGAAUCUUGUCUUCAUGUACCGCGGUGACAAGCUGUUCCCGGAGUUCGACGAGUCGUAUCGGCGCCGGAAUGGCAUCAUCUCGCUGGUCGGCAGUUCCGGCAAGGUGGCGUGGUACGAUCAGAUGAUAAACGAACCAAAAAGCAUCGACUGCACGCUGCUCGACGCGGAUCGGAGCGGUGCACCGGACUGUUUAGUGCUGGACGAGUACGGUCAGCUGGAGUGCAUCGAUCCGCUAUCCGGUGAGUGGCUUUGGCAUGCCGAGGGCUACAACAAGCGCAGCAACGCCGGUCGGCAGAGUGAUAUGCUUGAUUUCCCGCUCCUGAUACCGGAUGUCGAUGGGGACGGUGUGCAUGAUCUGCUGUUCGUGACAAGCUCUAGUGAAACGAAGCAUAACAGGCUGGUGAUGAUAUCCGGGAGGAAGGGCGUCAUGAUCGGGGAUUCGUACGCCGUCAAAGAGUGCCUGUACGUGCACAAACUGAUGCUGGAUGAGGAGCUGAACGUGAAGUUCAACUGCGUGAAGGAGAAAUCCGAGCAGCAGAAGGCGAAAUCGCUCCCAGAGCUGUACAAGCUGAUUCACCGGAAGGCACUCGACAUGCGCGUGGUCCGUCGUAUGCCCACGGAUUUACCCCAGCAUAAGUUCUACGGGCAGCGGCGCAACACCGAGAAGCAGCGCACGAUUACGAACGUCGGUGGCAAACAGUUGGUGGUAGAAAACCGGGGUAAAUGUCCGGAAAACUGCUCCACUUCGGUGCUGAUGACGGAGGAAGCCACCGGUGAGGUCCUUUGGAACGUGUCCGGUCGUCAGCUGUACGGAAUGCAACCGGUGCGUCUUACCUUCACCAGUUUCGGUGCCGACAACCGGUCCACGAUGUACGGGUUCGUGAUCAAGUUCUGGGAGUGGAGCCAGCGUGAUCCGGACAACAGGAGCACCCGGUUCAGGCGUGCAGUGCAUGCCUUAAAGGAUGAUGUCUCGCAGCGAUUCGUACACCAACGAGCCUGGAUUGGUCCUCCCGGGUUGGAUGCCAUCUCGAAGACGUCUUCAUCAGCACGUGGUCAAAAUCAGACGACCGCACCUUCGCGUCCAACCGGUGUGUUCCGGACGCGCAUGCGUUUCCUCAAGGAAACGAUCAAACUGAUCGUGUUCAACGCGUCCUACACCAAAAUCGAAAACACAAGCCAAAGCAACGUGAUCCAGUUCUGCCGGGAGGCGGUUAACGGCGACACAACGGAGGCCCUUUGCCAACCGGACCUGAACUACCAGGAAAAUUCACUCCUUAUCGCCGACCUGGACGAUGACGGCUCCCAGGAGCUGGUGUCGUACUAUUCGACGUUCGUAAAGACGGCCACCAACGAGGCAGAUGGAAUGGGAGCUGGCGUGGGUGUGGGACCGGGUGCGACGAUGAAGCUGAAGACGUACGUGCAGUUGUUGCGGCUUGAGUCGGAACUUCCGAAGCUCUACUCGCCGUCGGUGACCGUGGAAGUGGACACCUCCGGUAGCGAGCGAAGUGGUUAAGGACCUGCAACAAACCGGGGAAAACGGAACAAGGAUACACCAUUCCACCCGCAAAACGAAGAUGUGAUUGUGUGAUCUCAUACCAAGUUGGGUUUUUUUACAUGUACUUCUGUUAUCCUUUGAUGGAUGUUGACGUUUUUUUAACGCAUCCUCUUGCUCAUGUAGGAUGUCACUUUACACUCUAGCUAAUAAAAAAAACACACACACCCAUACUCACAUUAAUGCAAUUUUAUGAUAGUAAUGAUGGUGUAAGCUAGGAAGAGGCGCGAGGAGCAAUGCAAAAUGAUAAUGAUAGCAUAUGCGUGGCGGCCAUUACGAGUUGAGCGGAUAGAGUGCAUAGUGUAACGAAGGGCAGCAGGAUGAGUCCUUCUCUCUGUCAUUAUGUUUCACUCCACUUCAUUCCAAGAGCAUCGGGAGUCCCGACGAGACGUAGUGAACCAUUGGUUCCAUCUCCACUAUUGGCACCAUCACAAUCAUUAGCCACAGCACCCCUUUUACACGGCACGCGGUUCUGUAAUUUGUUGAAGAAAAAAAAAACCCUGUCAAAAGACAAUGACAAAAC
Messenger RNA from Anopheles nili, 3782 nucleotides. RefSeq lists its product as uncharacterized. The transcript has 3 exons. Lineage: Eukaryota; Metazoa; Arthropoda; Insecta; Diptera; Culicidae. The record is from RefSeq and is a predicted model, not a curated record. The coding region runs from base 1307 to 3220 and encodes 637 amino acids.